AUAACCAGAUUGAAGCCGAAGCUCGGAUACAAGACUUCUUACCAUUGGUUCAAACAAAUUGCUCAAGUCUGCUCAAAUUUUUCUUAUGCUCGCUGUAUGCGCCAAUGUGCACGGAGAUGGUCGGUGAAGCACUCACUAUCCCAGCUUGCCGCUCCAUGUGUCUUCAGGUGAAAGCCAAAUGCGAGCCCCUGCUGAAGACUUUCAACUUCGAAUGGCCGGAGAUGCUGGCCUGCGAUAAGCUUCCAGAGAAAUCGGAUCCGAGAAAUAAUUUAUGCAUGGCAGCACCGAAUGUAACCGAAGAUCCAGAUAGUGCGGCUGGUUCUCUGGUAAGGACUGGAAUAGAGGAACCGGAUAUGAGUAAAUUUCUGAAGACGACCCUUAUUGAUAAAAUUCACAAAAACCCUUGGGCGAUUCUUCCGGCGACGACUGAUAAAUCCAAGGGUUCACAGACGAUGAUUGAUCCCUGCCCGCCAAGGUUUGUUCACGUGGACAAUGUUCCGAGAUCUGACAACACUUGUGCUCCGCGAUGCGAUGUGGAUGUUCUGUUUCGUCAAGAGGACAAGAACUUUGCUGAUGUUUGGAUGAUCGUCUGGUCGGCCUUGUGCUGCUUCUCCACUUUACUAACGGUAACAACGUUUGCUGUGGAUUCUUCCAGGUUCAAGUACCCAGAAAGACCGAUAAUUUUCCUAUCUGUUUGUUAUUUAAUUCAGUCAGCUGCCUAUAUUAUCCGAGCAUCCACGGGUGCAGAUGCCGUCUCGUGCGACACUGCCCGAGAUGGCCGGCCCUUUGUGAUUCAGGAAGGAUUAGAAAGCACUUGGUGUAUCAUCGUUUUUCUUCUGCUGUACUUUUUUGGCAUGGCGUCCGCUAUCUGGUGGGUCAUUUUGACCAUCACCUGGUUUCUCGCAGCUGGUCGCAAGUGGGGCCAAGAAGCCAUAGAAGCUCUAUCCAGCUACUUCCAUCUGGCAGCUUGGGCCAUCCCUGCUGUCAAAACUAUCGUCAUUCUAACCAUGCGACGCGUGGACGGUGAUGAACUAACCGGAUUAUGUUACGUUGGAAAUCAAGACCCGAACGCCCUGACAUCAUUUGUUCUAGUUCCUCUCAUUGUGUAUCUCAGUAUCGGAUUCAUCUUCAUCUUUGCCGGUUUUGCAGCAAUGAUGAGAAUAAGAAGCAAUCUGAAACAAGAAGGCGGUAACGCGAACAUCCGCAAACUAGAAAAACUUAUGGCGCGAAUUGGAGUAUUUUCAAUUCUCUACACGGUUCCAGCAGCCUGUGUCAUCGGAUGCCAUUUUUACGAGCGGAUAAACUUUAAACGCUGGCGGAAACAAGCGAUGAGUCUACCUUGUAGUUUAGGCUCGACUGCACAGUCAACGCCACCAGCUAAUCCCCACGACUGUCCUCUGGAACAUUCUAUACCCACAGUGGAAAUCUACAUGUUAAAACUCUUUAUGUCCCUAGUUAUCGGCAUCACCAGUGGUAUGUGGAUCUGGAGCGGCAAGACCUUGGCUUCAUGGAAGACCUUCUGUUCCAGAAGGUUUUCCAGAAGGAAAACCCACAACUUCAACGCCGACUACCACCCGGCUCCAGUGAUUUUAAUGAAGAACAGUCAGCAAAGCACCUCUAAAUCUGGCAGCCAUAGCCUGGCGACGGCGUCCACAAGUACUAAGAUUUUGGUAGCAAGAGUAUGA
Candidula unifasciata is the source of this 1685-nucleotide messenger RNA. The record is from the annotation of a GenBank genome assembly. NCBI's taxonomy places the organism in Eukaryota, Metazoa, Mollusca, Gastropoda, Stylommatophora, Geomitridae.